Molecule: messenger RNA, 2159 nt
Organism: Danio rerio (zebrafish)
Lineage: Eukaryota; Metazoa; Chordata; Actinopteri; Cypriniformes; Danionidae
Gene: spty2d1
Product: SPT2 chromatin protein domain containing 1
Cellular component (GO): nucleolus
Source: RefSeq, marked provisional
GUGAACCGGAUGACGUGGGAUUGGUUGCUGUUUCCAGAACACACAAAUAUCACAAGAAGAUUACCACAGUUCACGUUAUUUUACAGCUUUUCUGUUUAACGUCGUUUAAUGACAACUUGGGGAAACUGAUUUUGUAUCACCGAGCAAAAACGGAACGUAACUUUUUGUUUAUUUAUCGGGCGCGCUCCCCGUUGUUUAAUGGUUUAAAUGCACAACAGCUGAUCAGAAAUGACGGACAGAAGCUAAAGAGAGUUAGUUUACUCGAUGCUGUCUUUUUAGCUUUCCUUUUCUUGCUCUAUUAGUCGUUUAAUAUCGAAAGCUUAUUUCCAUAUUGCAUUUACGGACACAAAGGCUGCCUGAAAUUUGUGUUUGUCGAUUGGUCAGUGGUAGCUAUUGCUAUUAGCUAAGAAAGUGAACUGUGGACAGUGAAGGGUCAUGGAUUUCGACAGUGUGCUGUCUAUCGCGUCCCAAAAUCAAGGGCUGAGCAGCUUACCGAAAAGGUAUAGCUUAAAAACUGGCCCACCCAAGAAAGAUCUCAAAGUGGGAGGAGUUAAUUCGGCUGCUGUGCAGGCCUUCUUGAAAAAAAAGGCUGUGGAGCAAAAGAAUAAAGAACAACAGGAUAAGAAAGCAAAAGAAGAUCUGCUGGCUAAAAGAGUGGAGCUGAAAUCAGAUAGGAAGGCACGAGCAAUGGCAUCACGAACCAAGGACAAUUUCAGAGGUUACAACGGCAUCCCUGUCAUAGACCAGCCUAAAAAGAGACAGUCAAAAGGAAGCAGUACGGAAGAGCAGCAGAGUUCAACAAAAUAUGAAGGUGGUGAUUAUGAUGAUGAGGAUAAUUUUGACUAUGAGGGCACAGAUUCUGAAUCUGAACCAAGUAGGCCUGUUAAACCUCAGGCUAUAUCUCGGCCUGAGUACUCCAACCGAGUAGAAAACAAACCAAAAAAACUCAGUGCUCCAGCUAGGCCCGCCUCGUCGUCAAUGAACUUUGCAGAUCUACUAAAACUUGCAGAAAAAAAGCAGUUUGAACCUGUGGAAUUAAAAGUAGUGAAGAAGACAGAAGAGAGGCUUAGAACAGCAGAGGAGAUCCGCGAACUUGAAAUGGAGCGCAGAGUUAAGAAACUGGAUAAAGGGAAGGAUGUCAGAUCAGACAAGAAUUCAGGACAGAAAGACAGCCGAUCUCAAACCAGCUCAAAUCCUCAAAAGAAGCAUGUAGACAGAGAUGGCAAAAAUGGAAGAUUUCCAAGGCCAUCAGAGGAGAAGCACCAGUCAAGCAGUACCAGCAAAAAGCCAAAGCUUCAAGCAUCUAGUGAAAGAACUCCAACUUCUGCCAAACUCCAUGGAGACAGAAGCAACUCAGGCUCCUCAGGUGCCUUAAAUAGUAAAUCUGCCAUGAAAAAUGGCGCAUCGUUUCAAGCGAAACAAGCACCACCCAGACCCUCACAAGGCCAAAGGCCCGCAACCUCAAGUGACCUUACCCCAAGGAAGGGGAAUGUCUCAUUAACUCAGGCGAAAUCAAGUAUUUCGGGAAGUUGUCCUCCUGGUGCAGCUAGACCAGGUCAAGGACCACAUAAAAACUCAGCUCAUGGAAGACCUAGUAAUUUCAGUACCAGUGGACCUUCUCAGAAACCAGCAAAUCCAGGGAAGUUAUCGCGACCUGGGAGCAAUGCUCCACCUCGGCCUGGUGGCAGUGGAGUGGUACGACCCUUCACUGGUGACCCCUCGAAGCAACCGAGACCAGGUGGUAAUUUGCAAAGUCAGCAGUUUCCAGGAAGCUCCAGAGCUUCUUUAAAUGGACCAAAGCGAAUGGAACGUGGUGUUUCUGGGUCACAGAUGAACAGGAUGAGCUCUGGCCCCGGAAGAUCCCAGUGCACUGUUGUUUCAGAGACCAUUUCAACAAAGAACAUUACACCGAGACCUGGGAUGGUCCAAAGACCCCCAGGGCCACAAGGUCCCAGGACUGUGAUUGGUCCCUCGGGCCACAGAAUACUGGUCAAACCUUCUGGACCAGCAUUGCCUCCUAUAACAUCCAGUUACAAACGGAAGUUCGAGGACGAAGAAGAGUACGACUCUGAGAUGGAUGACUUCAUUGACGAUGAAGGCGAAGACCAAGAUGAAAUUUCAAAACACAUCAGGGAAAUAUUUGGCUAUGACAAAAACAA